This is a messenger RNA of Aspergillus puulaauensis, 447 nucleotides long. RefSeq names its product putative endoglucanase (gene EGL5). The record is from RefSeq and is a predicted model, not a curated record. Bases 1 to 447 code for a protein of 148 amino acids. Lineage: Eukaryota; Fungi; Ascomycota; Eurotiomycetes; Eurotiales; Aspergillaceae. The transcript is spliced from 3 exons.
AUGCGCUUCACCACUCAAAUCCUCACCGGGGCUGCCGCUCUCACCAACACCAUGGGUGCCCUCGCCGGCCUAGCCACCACCACUCACUACAGCGACGGCCUUCAAGGCGCCUGCGGCUGCGGCAACAACGCAGGCACCUUCGACUGGCAAUACGGGAUCACAUCCGGCGUCUACACCGCGGCCGCAAGCCAAGGCCUCUUCGACGGCGGCGGGAUGGAACACUGGUGCGGCUCGGGCUGCGGCAAAUGCUACCGUCUCACCUCGACCGGUGUAUCCAGCUGCGAAACCUGCGGCAACGGUGGCGAGGGCGGGAAAUCCAUCACGGUGAUGGUGACGAACCUUUGCCCGUUCGUGGGGAACGAGCAGUGGUGUCCGCAGCCGGGCUCGCUGAACCCGCAGGGAGACGGCUUGCCCUGGGGGUGCUGGGUUGAAGUGGAGGACUUGUGA